Molecule: messenger RNA, 1751 nt
Organism: Notothenia coriiceps (black rockcod)
Lineage: Eukaryota; Metazoa; Chordata; Actinopteri; Perciformes; Nototheniidae
Product: amyloid beta A4 precursor protein-binding family A member 1-like
Exons: 1
Coding region: 102-1664 (520 amino acids)
Biological process (GO): chemical synaptic transmission
Cellular component (GO): plasma membrane; dendritic spine; cytoplasm
Molecular function (GO): amyloid-beta binding
Source: RefSeq, a predicted model, not a curated record
GGCUCUUCCCAGAAGCCUUUACUCUGACCUCCAGACUCUCCUGCUGAUGAGGGACUGAACCCUCUCACUGACACAGCUCCACGGACCAGGACCAGACAGCCAUGAACCCCCAGGAGAUGGAGCUCGGCCAGGAGGUUAUGGAGGAGGCCGACGCCUCCGCCCACCACCACCACAACAACCACAACAGCCGGUCCCGUAACCACAGCAACCAGGAAAAACGCUACAGGCGCAUUGAGGCCCCUGCAGGAGGAGGUGCUGGGAGCAAAGUGAGGGGGCCUCAGCAGCACAGGGGGCCACAGGAGGAGACAGAGGAGCCUCCACAGCCCCAGCCCAUCCCCCGACCCGCAGUGACACGAUACCGCAGACAGGGGGACAGCGAGGCCCGGGUCAGAGCCCAGCAGCAGAGGCACCGGCAGAGGCAGCAGAGGGAGGCGGAGCGAACGCAGCACCUGGCCCAGCAUGAGAAGCAGCGGCGCGCCCAGAGGAGCCAGGAGGACGAGCGGGAGCGAGACGAUUCAGCGCUGGCCCGCUCAGCCAGCACCGAGAGCAACUUCCACACCCACACAGACCGGGCCGAGGGCGACGACGGCCUGCUGGUGAUGUCUCUGGAGCCGGAGGGGCAGGCCGAGGACGACGCCGGGAACUACGAGGUCCAGCUGAUGCCUGAGGCGGAGGGGUACAUUGAGAGUGCCGAGGCUGAGAAGCAACAUAUCCAUCCUCACUGCCCCCCUCAGCCACCUGAACCCCUGCCUGAGGUCGAAAGCCCUCAGAGACAGGGUGAAGCCGAGGAAAUGCUGCACGCCGGCUACUCCAACUACGUCUACACCCAGCCCCUCAGCCCCUCCGGUGAGAGGGGCGACGUGUCGGACGGUCAGAGCCUGGAGAGUUUGGACGCUGCUCUCGGGGACGAAGCCUACUCCGAGCCAUAUGACAUAUACUCACUCUCAGAGCAUGUUUACGAGGAGAUCUGCGAUACUCCCACAUCAGUUUCAUCUGCUGCGGACGGGGCUGAGGACACAGAGUCGCUCCGGCAGAGGCGUGCCGGCUUCAAACUGUUCGAGGGUCGGGCGGCAGGGGGAGACUACCAUCAGCAGGAAGCGGUGGGCUCCCGUCUGCGGCACUACGACGAGCGCUCGGACGGCGAGUCAGACAGCCCGGAGAAGGAGGCCGAGUUCGCCCCGUACCCGCGCGCCGACAGCUGCGACCAGGACGAGGACAUCGACACCAUCGUGGCUGAGGUGAAAGAAAGCCUGAGCUCUCAGAGUCUCCAUCGUGCUCUUGAAGACACCAUACAUGAAGAAAAUGAGCUACUGGAAGGAGAGGAAAAAGCCCAAGAUGAGUCUCAGAUCGACUCUGACAAAAACCACCAAGCUGCCAACACAGGGACAGAGGAGCCGGUUGCAGUGAGGAACAGCCAAGACAAGAGGGACGCCAUCUCCCUGGCAAUCAAGGACAUUAAGGAGGCAAUAGAGGAGGUGAAGACCAGGACCGUGAGAUCCCCGUACACUCCUGACGAGCCCAAGGAGCCCAUUUGGGUCAUGAGGCAGGACCUGAGCCCCACUGCAGAGUGCGACCUGCAGCCGUCACUGGGGGGGGAAGUGAGUAGAGCAGCUUCGGCUAUCAUGAUCAAGUUGUACUGUUCUGGUGUGCCGGUCCACUGUUAGCAAAUUAAUGUAUUGGUUACCUUCACAUAUUUUGAAGAGGCAUAGAUUCUUCCCUUUCUUUUAGUUUUUUUUUGUAGGUUCAUAUAC